AUGCCGCCGUCCACCGUUUUCUCGUAUUGGCGUCGCGAUCAUCGUCGACCAAGCCCUGCGCGUGGUUCGGUGUCGCCCGUUGGACCGACAACAGCAGCAGCAGCAGGAGGAGGAGCAGCAUAUUCGCCGACUACCGCUUAUACUACAAACGGCCCUCCGCGUCUACCAGGACUUCCAACGACAACAGCAUUGAAUGGAACGUUUAUUGAAACGCAGGACUCACCCCAGUUUGAGCAUCGGCCGGAAUCCGUUGUGUUUCUCGGUGGUGGUGGUGGUAGUGGGGGUGAAGAUAAGGGCUUGUCAUCUACCUUGAGUUCGCAACAUUCUUAUAAUAAUCUUCGAGUGCCGUCUGCGUCAUCUACGGAUAAUCUGGCUGUCAGGCCUCAUUCGAGCCCGGGGAAUACGGGGAGGCAAGAAGAGACAUUGGUGUCUGCGGAACCGGUUCAGGCGUCCUCGCCUUCGAAUACCAAUUCGAUUCAGCCGGAUGUACAUUCACAGCAAAAGUCGAAUAAUGGGUCGUGGAGGUUGGGAUUCAAUCGCAAUGGGACUAAUGCACAAGCUGAGGAACAUCGAGGGGCACGACCGAGGAAAACUGUUGGCAAAGAUUUACGGAUUAAUACAAAUGUGGAUGGGGAGCUGGGGUUUAUUGGGGGUGUUACAUUGAAGGAAAUGGAGAGCUCUCUAUCUGGACGAGAUCAUGAGCAGCAAUUGCAAUCGCAGCAUGAACAUACGAGUCAACAGAAACAUGGCAAGACCAAACGUCAUCUUCUGAAUCCCAUGUCUCUCCUGGCUCGGCGAAGGUCUUCUCAGUUCAUCGGAUCUCGCGUUGAUGAAGGUGGCCGGAAUUUGGUACCUGCCAUUCCGGACGACUAUGAUCCUCGAAUCCGCGGUAGUAUUGUCCAUGACUUUUCUGCGCCACGACCACGACCUCAAUUAGCAGGGAGAGACGGUAGUAAUGAAUUGGCUAAGAAGAGCAGUUUGCCAUCUAGUGCAGCCACGCGCCACAGUGAACAUUCGCCUGUAUUCAAAGAACAUUUCGAAGAAGAUGGCAAAGUCUUACAGGUGGAAAACAAGGGUUUUUUGCAGUCAUCUUUGUUGACAGAGGCAGGGACAGGGAGUCCUGACGUGGCUGAUUUGCCUGAAUUUGCGCGCAGGUUGCCGUCUAGUCUGCCGGAGCAUGAUGAGAACCAUCAUCAACCGAUUGAAGUCGAGAAGAGUGAGAACGAGCAUAGCGAGACCAUUUCCGUAACACCUUUACCUGGACCUUCAGUUCAAGCCACGCCACGAUCCAAUCCGCGAAAGUCAAUGGAAGCCACGGGACAAGCUUCCAGUAUCCCCAUCCGUCUGAAAAGUGAUGCGUCACGAUUCAGCUUCGAUAUGAAUGGUGUAGGAUCCUCCGUACAGGAGAGACUAUUAGAAGAGAAACACAAGGAAAAAGAAGCCGCUCGCAGAGAAAAAGCGCAACAAGAACGAUCAAGUUUCAGUGAUUACGAUGACGACGACUUUGAUUACGAUGCCAUGGAAGAUGAUGGCGCGUUCGAGGAGCGGAUACCGGGGGUCAAUGCUGAUGCGGAUGAUAUGUAUGGCGACGAGUUCCAGGGGUUUUCAGGGGUGGUCAAGACUUCUUCUGAGCAGUCUACGUUUGUUCCGAUGCUGCCUACUAUUGCUGCUAGUCCGAUUACGCCUGGUUAUUCGGCGUCGGGUAUGCUUACUGGUGGUGAUGUGCAGGUGGAUAUGCCAGCACCAUUAAAUAUAAACACUUCAAUUGAAGAUCAAGGAAUCGUCCAGAACGAGAAUAGUGCUCAAGGAACUGCUGUGGGCAACCUGACAACAACAAUAGCGGCCGCCAUUGGACAGUCACUCCCGCUUAUAGAAGAGGAUGAAGACGACAUGUAUUUUGACGACGGAGAUUUUGGCGAAUUACCGGAGAACGAGGAAAACGAUAAAUUCGAUGAGUCCAUAUUCGACGACGACACCGGCCAACUAUACGAACGCCAGUUCUAUCCUGGUACCAAGAUACCGGUAGCUUUGCAAGGAGACGAACCGGAAACCACGGAAUCUCGGAUGAGACAUGUCCCCAGCUUAGCGAGUGAGUUUCGUCCGGAGUCUUGGGACUUUCGGAAUGGACCUCCCCCGUCAAAACCCACUGGCGGUGCAGGUGCAGGUGCAGGUAACAUAGAGACCGCAAAAGCACCAGGCGGUGUACUUUCUGAACACAAUCUGGAAGCGUUUCAUAGUGCCUUGGCCCGAGUGGCUGAUGAAGCCGCUGCGGGUAAUUUACAACGAAAUACCAGCCUGAGUGAGAAUUCACUUGGUCAGGGAAGUAAUUCUCACCUUGCAGAAUCGCAUCCCGGUCUGGUCUCGGAUGACAACCGGUUGAGCAGCCAGCAUUCGGGGUUCGACGAUGAGGUUUUCGAUGACUUCAAUUAUGACGACGAUGAUGGAUUUGACGAUGAUCUCAUCAUCGCUGAAGCCAAUGCAGAGGCCCUGGAGAAUGACGACGAAGGGUUCUACGGGCAGGAAUUUGGGUUUUAUGCCCGUUCCAAUAACGAGAAUUGCAACGACGAGCCGAUCUACGGCGGUUACUUUGGCGUUUCGGGCGCAGGAGCCCUCAAUCGCAGUCACAGCGGCGGCGCAAACUUUCGUGAACCGAGCUUGACUCCCAUCACUGAACGUAGUGAAUGGAGCACUCGAAACUCCAUCAUUUCGCUGACCACGCAUGGGCCUGCUGCCGUACAGCAGCAGCAGCAACAGCCCAAUCCCGGACUGUCGCAAUUGGUUGAUAUGGAAUAUAAUGAAGAAGACAUGACUCUCGGAGCACUUAUGAAACUUCGUCGAGGUGCUUUUGGGGGUAGCAACGGCAGUCUUCGCAGUACGGGGAGUUUAUCGCCUCAACCUGGACCGGUGGGUGCAUCGAAUCGAGGCAGUUUCCUCAGUAUCCCGGAGGACAGCCCCGUGGAUUUGAAUCCGGAGAUGGGAUUCCAGCAACAACAGCACGGUAUAAUGAAUCAGCCGCCCUUGUCGGAGGGUCAGAGUCUACCUGAGAGUCCGACCGUUACGCUCGACAGGUUGACGGGUGGUGAGAGACGCAGUUCGGCUGGUAAUACUGCCUGA
Messenger RNA from Talaromyces stipitatus ATCC 10500, 3114 nucleotides. RefSeq lists its product as uncharacterized. The transcript has 2 exons. The record is from RefSeq and is a predicted model, not a curated record. Bases 1 to 3114 code for a protein of 1037 amino acids. NCBI's taxonomy places the organism in Eukaryota, Fungi, Ascomycota, Eurotiomycetes, Eurotiales, Trichocomaceae.